Molecule: messenger RNA, 987 nt
Organism: Trichoderma reesei QM6a
Lineage: Eukaryota; Fungi; Ascomycota; Sordariomycetes; Hypocreales; Hypocreaceae
Exons: 1
Biological process (GO): rRNA base methylation
Cellular component (GO): cytoplasm
Molecular function (GO): rRNA (uridine-N3-)-methyltransferase activity
Source: RefSeq, a predicted model, not a curated record
AUGGCCAAAAGACGAAAACUCGCGCGCCAGCCCGCGCCACAGCGACCCUCCGGACGCCCGCAGGCCAAGGACAAGAAGCAGCCGAAGCCGCCUGGAGCAGCAAAGAAGAAGCAGCAGCACCGGCAGCAGCAGCACGACGAGCCCGUCAUCCCCUUUAGCCGGCACGACCGCAUCCUUCUGAUUGGCGAGGGCGACUUGAGCUUCGCCGCGUCCAUCAUCGAGCAUCACAGAUGCACAAACGUCACGGCCACGGUGCUGGAGAAGGACCACGCCGAGCUGGUUGCAAAGUAUCCCGCCGUGGACGCCAACAUUGCCAUCAUCAACCGCCGGCCGGGUCAGCAUGAUGAUGACGAUGAUGUUGCUGCCGGUCAAUCGGAUGCCAAAGACGGCGAUGUCGCCAAGGACGAGGACAAUUAUGAAGACGAACAAGACGACGACGACGACGACGACGACAAUCAUGAUUCCAAACCACCCACCAUCACCAAUAAGCUCAUCUACAACGUCGACGCAACCAAGCUGCCCCCCUCCGUCGCCCGCGUCCCCCACGACCGCAUCAUCUUCAACUUCCCCCACGUCGGCGGCAAAUCCACCGACGUGAACCGCCAGGUCCGCUACAACCAGGAGCUCCUCGUCUCCUUCUUCCAGCGCUGCCUCGCCUCCGCCGGCGCGCCCCUCGCCCCCGGCGGCUCCAUCGUCGUCACCCUCUUCGAGGGCGAGCCGUACACCCUGUGGAACAUCCGCGACCUCGGGCGCCACGCCGGCCUGCAGCUCGAGCGGAGCUUUCGCUUCCAGGCCGCUGCGUACCCUGGCUAUCACCACGCGCGGACGUUUGGCGUCGUGAGGAACAAGAAGGGCGAGGAGAGCAGCGGGUGGAAGGGCGAGGAUAGGGCGGCCAGGAGUUUUGUGUUUAUGAGGAAGGAGGAGCUGGAGGGGCAGGCGAGCAAGAAGCGGAAGCGGGCGGGCGACGAUUCUUCAAGCGACGACGAC